Molecule: messenger RNA, 1419 nt
Organism: Helianthus annuus (common sunflower)
Lineage: Eukaryota; Viridiplantae; Streptophyta; Magnoliopsida; Asterales; Asteraceae
Exons: 3
Coding region: 1-1419 (472 amino acids)
Biological process (GO): DNA transposition
Molecular function (GO): transposase activity; zinc ion binding; DNA binding
Source: RefSeq, a predicted model, not a curated record
AUGUUCAAGGCAAAAGGGAUUGCAAAACAGAAGAUAGAGGGUGACUACAGGGCUCAGUAUGUAAUUCUGAGAGACUACAGUGAAGAGCUCAUGAAGUCUAACCCAGGAACAACAGUAACAAUUGAUGUAGAGCCUGAAGCUAAUCCUAGUAGCCCAACAAGACAUUUUAGAAGGAUCUACAUAUGUUUAGGUGGUUUGAAGGCAGGCUUUAAGCUUUAUGGAAGGCCACUAUUGGGUUUGGAUGGAGCCUUCAUGAAAGGUCCUUUCCCAGGACAAGUGUUAACAUCAGUUGGCCUAGAUUCCAACAAUGGAAUAUAUCCUGUGGCCUUUGCCUUGGUUGAAGCUGAAACCAAAAAUUCAUGGGUUUGGUUCUUGAAUUGUCUGGGACAUGACUUAGAUCUUCAGAGAGAUUCAUACUUUACAUUUAUCACUGAUAGGCAGAAGGGCUUCAUUCCAGCCAUACAACAGGUGUUUCCAUAUGCAGAACACAGGUUCUGUUUGAGGCAUGUGCAUGAAAACAUGAAGCCUAGGUGGAAGGGUGAGCUAUAUAAGAAUUUGUUAUGGAAAUGUGCAUCUUCAACUACUGUAGCUUACUUUGAACAAGCAAUGAAGGAGGUUCUAGCCACUGAUGAGGGUUUAUAUCAAUGGUUAAGGGAGAUUCCACAUGUUCACUGGACCAGAGCCUAUUUUAGUGGUAGGGCUAUCAGUAAUGUGCUUCUUAACAACUUGUGUGAAGUUUUCAACAGACAGUUGGUUGAAGGAAGGGACAAGCCUGUUAUAACAUGUCUAGAGUAUAUUAGAGAGUAUUUGAUGAGGAGGAAUGUUGUUGUGCACAUACUGAUUUCAAAGAGUGAAGGUCACUUGACACCAACUGCUACUGAGAUUUUUGACAAGAUAAAGGAGAAGGCUGCAGAUAUGAGUGUCCAGUGGAAUGCUGUGGACAAGUAUCAGGUUAAAGGUAGUUCAUUGGAACAGUGUGUUGUUAACAUGGCUGAUAAAACCUGCUCUUGCAGAAGGUGGGAACUAACUGGUAUGCCUUGUAAGCAUGCUGUGGCAGUUAUUUGGGAUAUGGCUGCACAUGGAAUAGAAGUGGAUGUUCCAGAGAAAUGGGUUUCACAAGUCUAUUGGUUACAAACUUGGAAGCAGGUCUAUGCACAUACAAUGGACCCAAUCAAUGGUAGGAACAUGUGGCUACCAUCUGCUUGUCCAACAACCCUUGUUCCACCAAAGCACCACAAGCAAGUUGGCAGGCCAAGAAAGAAGAGGAAGAAAAGUGCAGAAGAGUUGACUGAACAGGCAUCGAAGCAAGGGAAGCUGUAUAGGAUUGGUCAAACUGUGAAAUGCACAAAGUGUGGUAGGAAGGGGCAUAAUCAAAGGUCUUGCAAGGGAACUGCAGAUGGGUGUCAGUCCAAUGUUUAA